Messenger RNA from Xyrichtys novacula (pearly razorfish), 1583 nucleotides. NCBI's taxonomy places the organism in Eukaryota, Metazoa, Chordata, Actinopteri, Labriformes, Labridae. The record is from the annotation of a GenBank genome assembly.
AUGAAGAGGUAAGAGAUCAGGGGGGCAUUCCAUCAAAGUCGCUAAGAAAAUCGGGACUAUGGUGUAAUCUUGAAGCUUGAAGUAACGGCCACUCCAAACCAAGCCCCAACCCGUUCCAUCAAACGAGAUCAGCUGGCUCCACUUGACGCUAAUUCCAGCCUCACCUGUUAAGCCUCACACUGAGCGCCUCCCCGCGGAAUAUAAAAAGACCCAACAAGUCGAGUGCUGAAAGUGUUGCAAAAUGGCUCAGAAUGCCGCAAAACCACAGGCAGAGAUUUUCUCUGCUGCUGAACAAAACCUCCUUAUGGGGUUAUAUGAUGAUUACCGUGAUAUAAUAACUAAAAAAGGUAACACCGCUCAAAUAAACAAAGUGAGAGAGGCAGCAUGGAAGACAAUUGCCGACAGGCUGAAUGCGUAAGUGAUGUUUCAUCCAUUCAUUAUUUCAGAUGAUAAUCCCAUCUCAAUGUUAUUGAUACAACCUGUUUGACAUAACAGAAUUGUAAUUUAGGCUGUAAAAUUAAAGAAAUUCACUACAAGACAAGUUGUAGGCUACAGAUGAUUUAUUCAGAUUUAUAAUCUGAGUUGAAGUGGCUAUAAUCAAAUUGUUUUAUAUGCAAAACAUUUAUCACACAGUUGAUCAUGUAUUAUCUCAUUUACCUAAUUCCCCCUAUUCAGAGGAGCGCUGUUUAAAUGUUUGCAGGGGUUAAUUGAUUCUCUUGUUGCAUAAAAAGUAGCUAAUUCCUUCAUUUUACCUUCAUGUCUGUGCAGUAGGAUGAGGAACUAACUAAAACUCACUCAGCAUUCACUGUGUCUUUUAUUAACCUCCUUUUACUGUCCAAACAGAAGCAACCUCGGAGGCCAGAAAUGCACCUGGCAACAGGUCAAAAUAAAAUAUAAAAACAUCCUUACAAAUGGUCAGUGAUGCAUAAUAAUUGUAAUAAUGUGAAAUGUAUUAGUAAAUAUAACUGUAAAGCUGUGACUGUGUUCCUUGCAGCAACCAAGAAAAAAGCUCGACUGGGAGCCACUGGUGGGGGACCACCACCUGAGGAGUUUACACAGGCCGAAUCCCUAACCCUCAGCUACAACAAGGGCCCCAAAAUUGAUGGUAUUCAGGGGGGGAGUGCUUCCUCUCCUAUUGAUCCAGCGAUACGGGCCACAUUUGUUGAAGGUACUGUACUGUCAACCACUAUCCCUCCGCUGCAUGGCGACAGCCCCUCAGUUGAUUUAGCUGACUGUUAACAUGUUUUUUCUAUUAGUAACGGAGGGACAAAUCACUUUAUUGGAACCCCCGGAAGUUGCAGCAGGGCCCCCAGGAGACCCUGUAAGUCCCAACCUGUAACUGAAAUGCUGUCUGGCCUCCUACACCUGCUCAAAUAACUGAUGUUCCUCCAUUUGCAGGGUGAAGGACCUAGUCAUCAGUAUCACCAGGACAGAGAUGAAGAGGAGACCCUUUUCUGUAGAAGACACUGUACUCCAAGAUGUAAGUCUGAAUGUUAAAUAUUAUUCAUGUUGUUUGCAUUGUCAAAAUUAAUAAAUCAAACCCUGCUGCAGCAGACUACCCCAUCCUCAACCGGAAGGAGUGA